This is a messenger RNA of Oppiella nova, 513 nucleotides long. The record is from the annotation of a GenBank genome assembly. Lineage: Eukaryota; Metazoa; Arthropoda; Arachnida; Sarcoptiformes; Oppiidae.
CAUAAAGACAGUGAGAAGAAAGACAUCAAUAAAAUUGAGAACAAAUUGAAGCCAAAGAAGAAGAGUAAAAAUGUGGCGAAAUAUGACGAAUAUGUGAUCGACUCGUCCGACGAAGAGGACUUGAGGAAUACGAUCGGAAACAUACCCUACGAGUGGUAUAAUGACUUCUCGCACAUUGGGUAUGACUUAAGCGGAAAGAAGUUAAUAAAACCCCCAAAAGUGGAUGAAAUGCAAGAGUUUCUCAACAAAAUGGAAGAUCCGAUGUAUUGGCGAACAGUGAAGGACCGGAUGACGGGUCAGAAUGUGAUCCUAACGGACAAUGACGUGGAGAGCAUCCAGAGGGCCAGAAAAGGCAAAUUCCCGGAUCCGGGAUAUAACCCAUACGAACCGUUCAUCGACUUCUUCACGUAUGAGAAGCUCAUACAUCCCGUCACUAACAGACCGGAACCGAAGGCCAGUUUCAUCCCAUCGUUGUCUGAGAAGCGAAAGAUCAGCAAAUUGGUGGCCGCCAUC